Molecule: messenger RNA, 1624 nt
Organism: Lactuca virosa
Lineage: Eukaryota; Viridiplantae; Streptophyta; Magnoliopsida; Asterales; Asteraceae
Source: the annotation of a GenBank genome assembly
GUUUUCUUACUUACGACCCCUCAAAUUUCCAUUUUCUUUCUUCUUCAUCUCUGAAAACAUUCAACUUGAAUUCUUCUAGAGAGAGAAAGUAAAGAGAGAGAGAGAGAGAGAUGAGCAGCACACAGUCGUUACACUCGCUAGCCUUCAGGGUGAUGCGGUUAUGUCGGCCGACGUUCCACAUCGAAACCCCACUCCGAUUCGACCUCUCUGAUCUCAUCGUCGGCGAGGAUCUCUUGGACGAUCCUUCCGCCGCACCUCACAUUCGUCGUCUCCUCCAAUCUCAAUCCACAACCACCGACUCCUCCACCGAUCUGACCUACAGUAAUCGGUUCCUCCUCCGUGAUGAUCCCUCCGACGCCAUGGGCCUCUCCGGUAUGCUUGUUCUCCCUCAGGCAUUCGGGGCAAUAUAUCUUGGAGAAACGUUUUGUAGUUAUAUAAGCAUCAACAACAGCUCUAGUUUUGAAGUGAGGGACAUUAUAAUCAAGGCAGAAAUACAAACAGAAAGGCAGAGGAUACUGCUUUUGGAUACAACAAAAACACCUGUAGAAACAAUAAGAGCAGGAGGGCGUUAUGAUUUCAUUGUUGAACAUGAUGUUAAAGAACUUGGUGCACACACCUUGGUGUGUACAGCUCAAUAUAGUGAUGGUGAUGCUGAGCGCAAAUAUCUCCCUCAGUAUUUCAAGUUCAUAGUUUCAAAUCCACUUUCUGUCAGAACUAAGGUCCGUGUUGUGAAGGAAACGACAUAUUUGGAGGCAUGUUUAGAAAAUAAUACAAAAUCAAAUCUUUAUAUGGAUCAAGUGGAAUUUGAGCCAACUUUACAAUGGGGUGCAACAUUAUUAAAAGCUGAUGAUCAUCAUUCAGAAAAGGGUGUUUUAACAAGAGAGAUAUUCAAGGAACCUGUUCUAAUUAAAUCUGGUGGAGGAAUUCACAAUUAUCUUUAUCAAUUAAAAUCAUUAGAUGAAUCUACACCAACAAAGAUUGAGGGUAGUAACGUCCUUGGUAAACUUCAAAUAACAUGGCGUACAAAUUUAGGUGAACCUGGGCGCUUACAAACACAACAAAUUCUUGGAAAUCCCAUUGCACACAAAGAGAUUGAAUUGAAAGCAGUAAAGGUGCCACCUGUCAUCAUUUUGGAAAAACCCUUCACAGUGUGGUUGAGUGUAACAAAUCUUAGUGAGAAGAAUGUUGGGCCAUUUGAAGUUGUGUUAUCUCUCACUGAUAAUCAUGCUGUUAUGGUUAAUGGAGUUAAAAGAAUGGCUUUACCUCAGGUGGAGGCAUACAAAUCUUUGGAUUUUCAACUGAAUCUGAUUGCUAUGGAACAUGGAAUGCAGAAAAUCAGUGGCAUUACACUCUUUAAUACCAAUCACAACAAAACAUAUGAUCCUUUACCAGAUAUCGAGAUCUUCGUUGAUGCAUAUUGAUAAGUUUUGUUGUAAACUAUAACGAGUUCAUGAUAAUGAUAUUGCACAAGUUAGGUAGGAAUUAGAUCAUGAUAUAUGUGUCUAAUGGAUUGUGGAUCAUAUCAAAUUCGGACUUUUGUAAUUUGUACCAUGUAUGAUAGUUGAUAAAUAUAUGUUUUGUUUGCUAGUUAUUGUAAAAUAUUGUUAUAAAUGAACAUUGGUCC